This is a messenger RNA of Auanema sp. JU1783, 1275 nucleotides long. The record is from the annotation of a GenBank genome assembly. Lineage: Eukaryota; Metazoa; Nematoda; Chromadorea; Rhabditida; Rhabditidae.
AUGUUGGGUCUGGAAAAGGCCGGAUCGUCAGAUCUCUCGUCAUCUUCGACAGAAACAUCAGCUAUCUCUCCCGUCAGUGUAAACAGUAUUCCACCAUCUCCAGAAAAGGAAAAGAAAAAGAUUCAGUUUGUUCGUUACAAUCCCAAUGUGCCACAAUUAGUGACAUCUUUCAAGGGAUAUCAAAAACUUAUGUAUAAGGGAUAUCGUUACAAUAUUUAUCAAGUCUUGCCUGAACGCAAUUUCAAGUCUUGGCGAUGUGUUUGUGCCAAGAAAAUCCCUGAUAGUGGAACAUGGUGUAAAUGCCGGGCAGAGACAACCAUGGAUGAUCAGAAUGCCAUAACUCGAGGAGAACAUAAUCAUCCACCAAAGGAUCUUGUGGCCGAACUCGAAUUCAUUAAGUCUCAACUCUAUGUAGCAGCUCUUGAUAAUCCUGAUAUGGAUGCCGGUGAAUUAGUCAAUCAAGCCUGUGAAUAUUUAAGUAAAGGAGUCACCUUUGAAAACAAAGAAGGACUCAGAAAAAGCAUCCAACUAGCUCGUUCUCGAGUUGGAAAGCCUCGAAAGCCAAGAUCUCGUCCAACCAAUCCUCAGAAGCGAAAGCUGAUGAUGUUCGAUGGACAUGAAGGACUACUUUCACCUCUCAAAGUUAAUACUCAACAAAAAAUAGAAGAAGAAGAAGAAUAUCCAACGCAAGUAUUCCAAGAUAGCAUGAUGAAUAAUCUCAUGAAAUUCCCUAAGACAGAGCUUGAUCCCUCUGCUUUCGUUGACACUACAUCCUUGUUCACAAAUGUCAAAGUUGAUUCUCCAUUCCGACAAACUGCUGCUGUCCCUCCACAACCAAAAACGACAACUACGGAGCAAACAGCCAAUUUACUUCAUGCCAACAUGUUGAAUGGAAUGACCAAUCCAUGGAUGAACAGUGUAGAGCAAGAUACUAUGAGUAUACUAUGGGCUAAUAUGAUUGGAGCCGCAGGUGGAAUGGAUAUGCUUUCCACGUUAGCAGCUCUGUCUCAACCAAUGGUUCCCGCAGCAGCACCACCAACCCCCAAGAAACAACUCCCACUUGCUGCAGCCCCAAAGCCUAAAGAGUUACCCCAACAAAGUAGUCCCAUGAUCGCUUCCAAUGCUCCGUCACCGCAAAAAAGCGAUGCUGCUUCACAAACAGCAGAGGACAUCAAAGUAUCACACUGUCUACAAAGUGGUUGUGGAUGUCGUAUAGUGCGGGUUUGCUGUUGUGAAGAUACGACUUGCCGAAAUCGGCCGGUCAGCCAAUGCUGA